AUGGCGAACCCUGAUGACCCGGACUUCAACGUCUUUGUAAAUGAUCUAAUGAAUGCUUCUUUUUCGUCCGCAUAUGUUGAUAUGGAUAUAGAUGACAGUGACCGUGAGGACGCGCUAAUAUAUAACAAUCCUGGUGAAAGUGAAAGUGACGGAGAAGUCAGUCAACCCCCUCAACCUCUAGCACUGCCGCUGGAUUCACAACCACCUGUCACACCCCUUCAACCUCCAGCAUUGCCCGGCUCCACAACUGAUACCAGUCACACCACCUAUGAUGACCUUAUAAAUGAUAUAGGCCUAACAAAUACUUCCUUCUCGUCUAUAAUUGAUGUUAUGGAGAUAGAUAGUGACCGUAAGGACAUUUCUGUCACAUCACCGCCGGUUUCACUACCGACACCUGUGACACCGCUGCCGACUCCACUACCAACACCUGUGACACCGCUGCCGGCUCCACUACCAACAUCCGUGACACCGCUGCCGACUCCACUACCAACACCUGUGACACCGCUGCCGGCUCCACUACCAACAUCCGUGACACCGCUGCCGGCUCCACUACCAACACCUAUCACAGACCCUCAACCUCCAGCUAGGGCCAAGCGGUCUCGUGGUGUCAAACGAGCACCUGUGACACCACCGGCUCCACAACCGACACCUGUCACAACCCCUCAACCUCCAGCUCCGGCCAAGCGGUCUCGUCGUGUCACACGAACACCUGUUACACCGCCACCGGCUCCACAGGCCCAGCCUCCACCCGACUCUGCCGACCUGCCUACCGCACAACUCAGCGACUGGGUUGACGUCACUGAUAACGACCCUGGCCCUUCGCAUACCAUCCCGAUAUAUUCGGUAAGUGCUGGACCUGUACUUCCUGCCGCGUUCGAUAGCGAGCAGUUCCGCACAUGCUUGGUGAAGUCCUUGGUAGAGGAAAAACUCGCUAAUCGUCCAAUAGCACGUAAAAGAGGCCGUCCAGUCUACGGGCCACCGAAUCAACGGUUAGAUGGAAACCCACAUUUUAUGGACAGAAAAGAAAAGGGAGCUAAUCGGUGUGUGGUGUGUUUCAAAAAUGGACGCCGCCGCGAGACAAUCUACUUCUGCAAGACUUGCGACUCCCGUCCGGCGCUUCACCCAGACACCUGUUUCGAGCAGUUCCACACGAUGGCUGAGUACUAG
Molecule: messenger RNA, 1167 nt
Organism: Macrosteles quadrilineatus (aster leafhopper)
Lineage: Eukaryota; Metazoa; Arthropoda; Insecta; Hemiptera; Cicadellidae
Exons: 2
Coding region: 1-1167 (388 amino acids)
Source: RefSeq, a predicted model, not a curated record